Molecule: messenger RNA, 1601 nt
Organism: Sabethes cyaneus
Lineage: Eukaryota; Metazoa; Arthropoda; Insecta; Diptera; Culicidae
Gene: Stlk
Product: STE20-related kinase adapter protein alpha
Exons: 3
Coding region: 84-1262 (392 amino acids)
Biological process (GO): protein phosphorylation
Molecular function (GO): protein serine/threonine kinase activator activity; ATP binding; protein kinase activity
Source: RefSeq, a predicted model, not a curated record
AUGGCAAAAAAAGAUUUAUUCAAGUACAUCAUUCAGUUCUUUGAAAUUUCACUAGUUUCACUUCAUUUACUGGAAUAUUCGCAAUGUUUGACCAUGACCUUCGUAGCUACGACCUGAAGGUAGAACUUGCAAAAUGCUUCAAUGGUAAUGGAAUCGUUUAUUUAGGUCAACAUACUCCUUCGAAAGAGCAUGUAGCAAUCAAGAAGUUUCUAAUGGAGAACAUACGAAAUGAUUUUAAUCUCAUCAUGGAAGAAGCUAAACAUAUGCGCGAAUUCGAUCAUCCAAACAUUCUCAGCUACUAUACGGCGUUUGUUCAUACUUUAGACUUAUACUUUAUAUUACCAUUGAUGUGUUAUGGUUCCUGCCGAGAUACGAUGAGCAAUUACUUUGAGACUGGAUUUCCCGAAACGCUUUUAGUUUGCAUUCUGCGAGACGUCACCAAUGGAUUAGAAUAUCUACAUCGAAAAGGUUACAUCCAUCGGUCCAUCCGAGCUAGCCACAUAUUCCUGAACGAAUCGAGAGCGAUUAUUGGUGGGUUUCGGGUGUGCACCAACAUCCUCGUUGAGGGAAAACGCGUGAAAAACCUUCACGAACUUCCACCUCAUUCAACUAAAAGUCUAAAUUGGUUAGCACCUGAAGUGUUAGCUCAAAAUUUACUGGGAUACACGGAAAAAUCUGAUAUCUAUAGCUUAGGAAUCACGACCUGUGAACUAGCAAACGGAGUGGAACCAUUCAGCAAUUUUCAAACUACACUGAUGCUGACGGAAAAGAUGCGCGGCUAUCAGCCACUACUGUUAGAUAGCUCCACUAUUCCGAGCGAUGAGGUUUUCGCCCAAGCCAUGGAGUCCGGUGUAGGAGACAGCGGUUCUACUCAAACAAGACAAAUUUACUCACGUCGGCAAUUUACGGAUGCUCUGCACAAGUUUACCGAGCUUUGCCUGAUUUCGAAUCCAGCUGAGCGAUCGAGCGCGAUAGACCUACUGAGUCAUCCAGUUUUCAAGCAGUGCAGGUCCACCAGCAUUCGGGAACAGUUUGCAGCAUGCGGCAUUGAGACAGCCGACUUUAAUACCAUCAAAGGUAAGGUUGCUAAUGCAAAAGCGGCAGCAGUUAUGGUAAAACUUUGUAUCGAGAUCAUUUUUGAUGAUUUUUUUAUUAAAAGUGUGGUGGUCGAUAGGAUCAAAGCAACCGCAACCCGUUUCUGUAAGAUAAACUCUAGAUACCUACUGGUUUUUAAUACCUUGGUAAAAAUACCUAGUUAUUGAAAAACUCGUGUUCAAACUUUUAAUAGAUUUUUCUUAAUUUCUUUUUUGUUAAAUGGGACAGUUCUGCUUCGAGCAGCAAUGCAUGCAGUAACAAAAAAUAUUAGACCUUCAAAAUAAAUUAUAAAAUUUCUAUGAAAACAUUCCUUCUGUUUUUGAAGGGUUUAAAUGUUUUCAGUACUUUUCGUCGUAUAAAACAAAACUAAACCAAAUUUUGUUUUAAGAACUUCUUAAAAAUUAAUUAUUAUAAUUGAGUUCAUAGUUCGUUGAUGGCAAAAAUGAAACGGAUUUCGGUUACUAACUUGUGGUACUCUAGAAAUGUUUAGUACAAAUAGAUCAAAA